Messenger RNA from Limulus polyphemus (Atlantic horseshoe crab), 6101 nucleotides. Its product is annotated as glutamate--cysteine ligase-like. Gene Ontology annotation, biological process: glutathione biosynthetic process. The record is from RefSeq and is a predicted model, not a curated record. The coding region runs from base 1 to 1833 and encodes 610 amino acids. The transcript is spliced from 15 exons. Gene Ontology annotation, cellular component: glutamate-cysteine ligase complex. Gene Ontology annotation, molecular function: glutamate-cysteine ligase activity. NCBI's taxonomy places the organism in Eukaryota, Metazoa, Arthropoda, Merostomata, Xiphosura, Limulidae.
AUGGGAUUAUUAACCGAAGGUACCCCUCUUAGUUGGCAGGAAACAAAAAAAUGGGUUGACCAUGUUAGACGCCAGGGCGUUCUGCAGUUCAUCAAACUUUUUAACAAGCAAAGGAACCGUGGAGAUGACGUUUUGAAGUGGGGAGAUGAGACUGAAUAUAUGAUUAUCAAGUUUGACCACGAGAAGAAAAUGGCACGUAUAAGUCUUCGCUCUGAAGAAGUCUUGGAUCAUAUGAAUAUGUUAGAGAAUUUAGGUAACCUUUCUUCUCUUUGGCGUCCUGAAUUUGGAGCUUAUAUGGUGGAAGCUAUGCCUUCUAAGCCGUACAGUGGUUUGAUUUGUGAAUUGAACAUGGUUGAAAGCAACAUGCGAACUAGAAGAGAAGAAAUAAAACAAGCACUGUAUCAAGAAGAAUCUCUCAUGAGUUUAACUAGUUUCCCAAGACUAGGCUGUGAUGAAUUUAUGGAUCCAGCGAUCAAGGUAUCACUUUAUGAGAAUAACAAAGAAUCCAUUUUCUUUCGUGGUAAAACAAUUAUUUGUAAACAUCCGAAAUUUGGAGCUAUGAAUCGCAACAUUCAGGAUCGUCGAAGAAAGAAAGUUAUAAUUAAUGUUCCAAUAUACAAAGAUCACAAAACGUUAACUCCGUUUCUCGAGAAUCUACAAGAUGGAAAAAAUGAAGGACUUUUAAAAGAUCAUAUCUACAUGGACAAUUUAAUGUUCGGCAUGGGUUGCUGCAGUUUGCAAGUUACACUACAGGCUUGUAACAUUCGAGAAGCCAGAAUUCUCUUUGACCAAUUAGCUGUUUUAUCUCCCAUUAUGAUGGCUCUCAGUGCGUCUUCUCCCGUGUAUCGUGGUUAUUUGUCAGAUACAGACUGUAAGUGGUGCACAAUUGUAAACUCUGUAGAUGACAGAACAGACGAAGAACGAGGAGUAAAGCCCACCACAGAAGACAAUGUAUUCAUUAACAAGGCCCGAUAUAGCGGUGUGAAUAGUUACUUAUCCCCAGAGGGAGAGAUGCUCAAUGAUGUGGAGGUAGUGUUCAACAAAUACGUGUACAAAGAACUGAGGGAUGCUGGAAUCGAUCAUCUUUUAUCUCAACAUGUUGCACAUCUUUUCAUCCGUGAGCCUCUCUUCCUCUUCUCUGAAAACAUCUGCCCCCAAAGUGAAGAUGACAUGUACCAUUAUGAGAACAUUCACUCAACCAAUUGGCAAACAGUGAGAUUGAAGGUUCCUUCUCCUGAUGGUAGCAUUGGCUGGCGGGUGGAGUUUCGACCAAUGGAGGUUCAGCUUACAGAUUUUGAAAAUGCAGCAUAUGCAGUGUUUGUCAUGUUACUGACAAGAGUUAUCCUCUCUUUGAAGUUGAAUUUUCUUAUCCCAAUCUCAAAGGUGGAUGAAAACUACGAAGAAGCUCAGAAAAGAGACGCAGUCAGAUCAAGAACUUUCUGGUUUCAAACAAACUUCAUGAAGGAUAAGAAUGCAUCAGAAGAAACAUGCCAUUCUGAUGGAUCGUAUGCCAAGAUGACCAUGAAUGAAAUAAUUAGUGGUAAAGAUGAUUCGUUCCCAGGCCUUGUUCCUUUAAUCCAGAAGUUCUUGUGUAGUGCAGAUGUUGAGGUUGACACACUUCAUACAUUACAAAAAUAUCUGGAAUUCCUACAACAUCGUGCCUCAGGUAAAUUACUCACAACAGCCCAGUGGAUUCGUGAGUAUGUUCUUGACCAUCCUGACUAUCGACAGGAUUCUGUGGUGACCCAAAGGAUAAACUAUGAUCUCCUGUGUACAGCCAACAGAAUUCAGAGAGGUGAACUCAAGUGUCCAAGGCUCCUUGGAUCAUCUUAACCUUGAAAGAAACAAGUUUUUUUUGCUUUAUAACAUGGAAUAUAGAAUUUAUAAACAUCUCAGUAACUCACUAAAGCAGGGGUCUCCAAAUCAUUUUGGACAUUUUGGGAGGUAGAUCUUUUUAGGCUUCGCAGGCCAGAGGGGGGUCAUGGUAAAAUUAAGUAGGAAUGCAUACAUGAUCAGAAUACAACAUCACUAAUUUAUUUCUCAGAUCAAUCACUUCCAUUUGAACUUCAGGUGGCAGUUCAUAAAUAACACAAUCAUAUUGGUUUUGGAAGAUCCUUAUUUCUGUUGCAAUCGCAUCAAGAUCAGAAAAACGCUUCUUGAACUGUAGUUUCAGGUCAAAAAGGAUAUCCCUGCAAACAUGCGUGGGAAUUUUUUGUUUUUAUAAUAUUAAAAAAUUAUAUUAUUACUUUAAUAGACUGUUGGCAGGCUGGAUAAACCGAAGUUGUUUGGAGACCCCUGCACUAAAGGAUUAUGACUAAUCUUUCCGAGGGUUUUUUUUUUUUGGUACAGCACACAAAUGAAAGAUAUUUGCAAUUGAGUAUAAUUCACUUUCAAUUGAGUGAAAACUUUCCUGAUUUACAAAAAUGUAUUGUUAAAAAAAUUAACUUUAAUUUUAUGAUAGGAAUAAUACUUUCUAAAAUGGAGAUACUCAUUAAUCAUCACUUGAUUUGUACAGAAAUGAGUUUUUAAUGUUAGGGCCAUAAGUCAUUCAUUAUAAAUUCCAUGUUAGAGUGGAAUGCUACUUAAAAGAGUUAAGAGAUUUCUUCAACAUGUGUUUAGAGUCUUUAGAAAGGCAAGUGAUACACUUACCUAUGUUUUUGAAGUAUGCAUAUACUUAGUACCCAUGAGAUGCUCUAAAACCAACUUCCCAGACCAGGUAAAAACUUAUCUACGCAAGAGAGAUCUAAGCAGUAGAUAAAACUAGAUGGGAAAUCUUUCUAACCAGGAGAAAUAUAUGGGACACACUGACCUAAAAGAAAAACUGCUUCAUUCUGAAGCUUAAUUUUCCUAUUUGGUAGAACAAUAAGUCACUGUAUUUACAUAGUCAAAUAUCAUACACCUAAUGAAAUCCUUUCAUCAGAUCAUCAUACAAUAUACAAUGAACUUGACUGAUAAUCUUCACACUGAGCCCAAGAAGAAAUAAUCAAGAACAAAGACCAUUAUGAAGACUCUGCAUUAGCUGAGAGAUCACACAACCUUUAGAGAGUGAUAACAAAAUGCUAUACAGUUUAUUUUUUUUAUUCCCUUCCAAAGGUAUCAGUGUUUUAAAAGACGGUGGGGAGACCAAUUACGUUACAAAAGUAAAAACCUAUGGCAAACAGUAUAGAUUAUUCUUCACCAUGAUUGGCCAAGAGCAUACUGCAUCCUAUAAAAUAUUUGAAGCUAUUGUCUUGAAGAGCCAGCCAACAUAUCACACGACUGUUGGCUGGUUGUUGAGGCUAUUGCUGUACAUGCAUGACUAUGCAUAGAACUUUGUAAGUAACAAUAUAAUGAAAUUUAGGCUUAAUUACAAACAGUUUUCUCAAUCCUGUAAAACAGUUGCUCACAUAUUUGAUCACACAAGAUUUCAGUUACACAUGAAGAGCUGCAGAAAAGAACAAUGAGAGUAUGACUGGAUGAAAUGUCUGAAAUCUUAUUAGCAUUUUAUGUUGAAGUAAGUUUAUUUUACUUUGUAAACAUAUAAAGAGUACAAUCCUUUUUGUACUCGGAUAUUCAUAGAUAAAUUAAUUGAAUUAUUUAGGCACAAUCUUUGAUUAAAUUGAUCAUUUCUCUUAAAAAUAUAAUCACCUACAUAAUGGUCCUAAGCCUUUCGUAACCAUGUUAACAGUACUGAUGUGUAUAGACAAAUAGGCUUCAUGUUCUAGUAAAACAAAAUAGAAAGGAGGACAGAAUAACAAUUAAUGACUAGUAAUUUUAGGCAACAAAUGAUUUGAUACCAGUCAAUAUUUGCAUAUUAUGUGACACAUAAAUGUUCAAUCAUGGAUGUUCCAAAGUAAGAAAUGACAAAAUACAACCUUAGAAGUGAGUCAGGUAUAUUACAAUAGAAUCAAAUUUAAAUGAAGAGAUAACAAAAGAGCAAGUUCAGUAAUAAAUCAAUAUUUUAAACCACAUCAGAAAAAAAAAAUUGACUUCAAAUCUCAAGGGAGCAGAACAAAUUUUAGACAAGAAGCUGAAAGUUUCAACAAAAGCUUACAUAAAAUGACAACCUGCUGUCAAGAAGUAAUAACAACAACAAAAAAAUCAGCCAAUUGUAGGGAGAAAGAUAGCAAAAACUAGAGCAUAGCUUCAUAAAAGUAGCUUCAAAUAUUCAGCUAGAUUCACUAAGACUGCUAAACCAUUUAAUGGAAGAACAGAAGAAAUGGGUAAACAGACAAGCAAUAUUUAAGUACAUAUACUGUUCUUUAUGCAAAGAACCAAGUUAAUGUCAGCCAUAAUUCCUGGGUAUUAUAUACUUUGACUUACAGGGUAUUCCAAAAGUAAUUUCCAAUUGACUGAAUGAAAAAAUGGUACAGUUCUAAAGAUAUUUAUUCCAGAUCAUCUUCACACCUACAUCAGUGCUAAUAUAAAACACCAACAAAGAGCUCAGAAAUUCACAUUAAUUUGUUCCAUGUUAAAAUAAUACCCAACUUUUGGACACCUUGCAGAUUUAAUGUGCUCCAGCUGUACAAAAGAUAUCACCAAGAAAAGAAACGUUAGAAGCAGAAACAGCCUUAGCUAAACCAGUAACACCCGAUAAAAUAUAAUAUAUUGAAGUGAUCAGCACAUAAGGACUGUUUGGAUCAAGAUAAAGAAACCUUGUAACUUAGGUUGGCAAUAUUUCAUCAGUGCCACAUAUGUCUCUCAUUUUUAGGUAGCAGGUUCCAAUCACCUGCAUUCAUGGAGGAAGGGAGGAUUUUAGUCACACUUGGUUAUCUUCGUAAUCAUGGUCAGACAAACAUGUCCAGUCUCCCUGAAUAAUAGCGAGAAAAAGAAUUAUUAGAAAUGUUGCAAGUAAUCUUAUAAAAUUGGAUGGCCAUACAAAUUCCCACUAUGAACCACAUGGCAUCGUGAAGUUUAAAAAUGCUUUGAAACUUAAUGAAUUUAAGCCACAGUUUUAUUGAUAACUUGCUGACAAACCUCUUCAAUGCAAGAGGAAGAAACGGGGGAGUUCAAAUCCAAAUGCCCAUCCCUCUAUGUUACUCCUCAGAGUGCCUUAAAGGUACACACAAAGUUUGGCAACAAUCAAUCCAGCAUUUUCCCAGUUAUGAGCACACACACACACUUUUGCCAAGUAAUAGUUUAGAUUUUGUUCAUGAAAAUUAGCUGAUACUUUUCGAUUUUUGCAGCAUACUUUAUUAUAGUAGCCUUAGCAUACACAGGUCAAUGUUUCAUAUAUUUUAAGAAAAAGGUGACCAUUCACUUACACAGUAUUUCCAUGGAUAAGUCCGAUGUUUUACAAAUUUUUUUACUAAGAAUAAAUAAAUAAAUGAUUAUUUAGACAUUAAUUUGUACGUGUAUUAAAAGUGUGAUUGAUUUGAAGAAUAGAGCCUGAAUGAAUCUCAACAUACAUUAAUAGGAAAGGCUAGCAGUUUUUGUAUCUCGGCAAGGAUUUGGUAGUGCUAUGCUCAAUUGUCUUGAGAGUCAUCAGUAUGAUGUUUCUCUUCUCCUAAUCAACUUUUCCAUUUAUUUCAAUUUUAUUAGUAACAAUUUGUUUAAAUUUUAUUAACUUGUGUGUCCUUGGUUCAUGAUUAGUUGUUAUACUCAUUAAUUGCGAGUUACUAAUGGCAAUCUACUGAAGCACUUUUUGGUUGAACACUUGUUUUAUUGACUCGUAUUUUAGUACAUAAAGUCAUGGUUAUUAUAAUAGAAUUAUUAAAUGCCAAUCUUAAGAUUCUUGAAAGUUAGAAAUGAUACUAAUAUAUAAAUGUUAGUAGGGUUAGUAAGAUGAGUGUUUUAGAAGUAAGCGAGGUAUAUAGUUACAUCAAAGUAAUCCCAGUCAUUUUCAAGAUAUUCUUCCCAUAACUUUUUGAAAACGUAAUGCAUAAGGAAAGAAGUUCACUAUUCAAUAGGUUUUAUCUUGUUUGAAAUAAUAAAUUAUUUCUACUUUAAUUAUACAAAUUUAUUUAACUUUACAAUUGAAAUGUUUUAUAACAUCUACUGUUUUGAACCUUUGGUAUUUAUUUUAAUACUUACAUUUCAAUUAACUGCUGACAGACGUCUAUACCGUUCACUUUGUGAAAGGUGGUUAUUCAAUGGCUGUCUGUACAGUUCAUACUGUGAAA